Messenger RNA from Seriola dumerili (greater amberjack), 4641 nucleotides. Its product is annotated as USP6 N-terminal-like protein. Bases 108 to 1868 code for a protein of 586 amino acids. The record is from RefSeq and is a predicted model, not a curated record. The transcript has 14 exons. Lineage: Eukaryota; Metazoa; Chordata; Actinopteri; Carangiformes; Carangidae.
UAUGGAUUGACGGAGGCUAUUGUUGUCAGACCGGUGGUUCGUUGUGUCGGAGCUGCACUUUCACCGGAGAAUGCCCCGAGGAGCCGGAGCUGAACCACGAUAUUGACAUGAAGAAAGACAUUGAGACUCUAAUAGCAGAGGAACGUGCUGAUAUCAUCUUGAAAUAUGCUACGGGCAGGCAGGGCGGGGUGGAGAUCGACCCCUGGGAAGAUGCCGACUACAGCAUCUACAAAGUCAUCGACCGCUUCGGCUUCAUGCAUGAGGACGAACUACAAGCCCCGACUGCACACGAGGUGAAGUUGAAGCAGCUGGAGAUAGAGAGAGCAGAGAAGUGGCUAAAGAUGGUGAAGAAGUGGGAGAAAUACAAGAGCAGUGACCGGAUGGUGAAACGAGUGUACAAGGGCAUUCCCCUGCAGCUCAGAGGCCGGGCCUGGGCCCUGAUGCUGGAUGUGGAGAGGACUAAGAAGGAGAACGAGGGCAAAUAUGAGAAAAUGAAGGAGCAGGCCCGACUCUACUCAUCCGAGAUCAAGCAGAUCGACCUGGACAUCAACAGGACCUUUCGAAACCAUAUCAUGUUCAUGGAUCGCUUUGGAGUCAAGCAGCAGUCUCUCUUCCACGUUCUCUCUGCAUAUUCGGUCUACAACACAGAGGUGAGCUACUGCCAGGGGAUGAGUCAGAUCGCCGCCCUGCUGCUCAUGUUCAUGAACGAAGAGGACGCCUUCUGGGCCCUGUCACAGCUGCUGACCAAUCACAAACAUGCCAUGCACGGAUUUUUUGUUCCCGGGUUUCCUAAACUUCAGAGAUACCAGGCGCAUCAUGAUCAGAUUAUCUCCAAACUCAUCCCCAAACUGAAGAAACAUCUGGACAGGGAGCAGAUGUCUGCAGGGAUUUACAGCACUAAAUGGUUCCUCCAGUGUUUCAUUGACAGGACGCCGUUCACCCUGACCCUUCGUCUGUGGGACAUUUUCAUCCUGGAGGGAGAGAGGCUGCUGACCGCCAUGUCUUACACCAUCCUGAAGAUACACAAGAAGCGUCUGGUGAAGAUGUCCCUGGAGGAGCUCAGAGAGUUUCUGCAGGAGCGGAUCGCUCAGACUUUCUUCUACAGUGACGACGUGAUCGUGGAGCAGCUUCAGGACUCCAUGACUGAGCUGAGAAAAAUGAAGCUGGACCUUCCUCCUCCAGGGAAGCCUGAGGAACUGCCUCGUAAGCCUCUGGGUCAGGAGCUGCCGGUGCUGUUGAGUCCGGUCCAGUCCUCCAGAGGGAAGUCGUCCUCAGCCAGCGGGUUCCCCAGAGCUGGUCUGAGCCUCCACAUCAUCUCCCACCAGCCGGACUCCAUCUCCCCUGACCAGAGCCCCUCCAAGGACCCCAAGGAUCUCGACGCCGCGGAGGAGGAGGCCCCUCUGCCUUCCCCAGACCCCAUCAUCAUCCACAGCCAGGCUCCGCUCACCCCCGACGGCUCCCCACUGAUGGGGCCUCCGCCUUACCAGCCCCCAGGGAGCCAGACCCUGGUCACAGUGGAUCAGCCGUCUCUGCCGGAUCAGGAGGGGGAUGAACCGGUCUCCACAGGACCUCGCUCAGCUCCACAGAUUACAGACGCACUUUUGCCGACCUCUACAGAUGACUCCUCUGCAUCCGUCACCGACCAGUCCUCCUGCGGGAUCCCUCGGACUUGUUCAGUGCCUGUAGUCCAGGCGUCCUCGCCGGGGUCGGGCCCGGCCCAUGUUGAGGGUCUGUCGGCAGCAGAGGCGGCUGAGGACAGGUACCUGGUCCAGCUGCUGGAGCAGGCCUCGGCUCUGUGCACCGACAAGAACCUGAACCAGGACUCAAGCACAGCAUCAGAGGAAACACAGGCGGCAGACGUUUCAUGAAACAAGCAGAUCAUCAGUUUAUUGAUGAUGUUACUUCUCCAUUUAUUGGAUGAUUUUACCAGUAAGGUUUAGGAACAAUAUGAUUUAUCAGUCAGAUUAUCAGUGUCGAGCAAUAAUUGCUUAUAGAUGUGGUACCAGUUUCAGCGCCAACACCGAUAUUGGUGAUAAUUUGUCAGUUUAAGAGAUAAAUUUAGUAACUUUCUAAGAAGUUUUGUAACGGCUGUAAGAAGCAUUUUUCCUCCUUUAGAUAUUUAAAUCUGUUUCCAUGUGAAGCGACAGUGACAGUGUCACUGUGGGCGUUUGAUUUUCACCUGCAGGAGGUAAAAGGUUUGAAAACAUCAGUGAAGAUUCUCAGUCACAGGAUUAAAACCUGUUUUAGUGAUUUACAGUAGGAAGCUUCCUGACUCAGCAGCAGAGCCCUGACUCCUGGGCUUCAGUGUGACGUCCUUGUUUUACAGUAUUAGACAGUGGAAAGUAGCAAAACUUUAUUCUGUGGGGGUUUUAUGUGCAAACAUUUGUUACCAAGAUUAAUACAAAGUUUAAAUCUCAUAAUUAUAUUAUUCAUUUGCAUAGUAGACCUGGCGAACCACUCGUAUGGCUUAAAAAUGAAUCCAAAUACAAAUGAAUAGACUCAGCCCUGUCCAAUCACACUGGUUUAUAAUAACUAUAAUAGUGCUGCAUCUUGCUUGGAUUGUGGAGGAUUGUACACAGAACAAAGUCCACUCACAAAAAAGUCACUCAGUUUUUGUCAAAAUGGCGUCCUUCAAUAAUCUUGACAGUCUCUCCUCACACAGGUGUUUCUGCCUCCUGUGAACAGGUGAAUCAGCUCUGCAGCGCUCCUACAUAUCAGCUCAGAUCAGAGAGAUUUCCUCAGCUCAGAAAGUGGAAACACUUUUACUCCUCAGCCCAAAAAAGUAAAAAACCACAUUUGGACUGAUUUCCUGCUCCGAGCUGGAAUGUGAGCCCAGUUUGUUUUCUGCGGCUCUGGAGGAGUUUGGUCACAGUGAUGUCCUCAGAAUACAGAUUUAAAACAGAAAACCUGCAUCACAAACUGUGGUCAUAAAGUCUAAAAAGUGUAGGUGUUUACCAGGCAACGAGGCUCUAAUGAAAGAUGCAUUAUGGGAAGUGUCGUAUGUAGUGUUUUUGGAGCUUGACCCAGCGGCUGAAAGUCAGGAACCCCCGACAUCUGCUGCUUUGAGUUUGACUUUUCUUUUCUUAAUCCGUCUCUUUAAAGAACCCACAUUUAAUUUAAGUGGAGUACUUGAAAAAAAUAAUUAAUCAUCAAAUAAAUCUGCAGCUGGUAUCAGAAUGGAAAACUCCUCUCGUGCAAACUAGAUAGAUGAAGUAUCACUUGCAGAGAAAUUACAAAUAUUAAUUAUCUGACAUGGAAAUGGAAAUGAUUGAUCAUCAGAUUGCUCAGAUCCGUACGAGUGUACCUCACAACCUUAAUUAACCCUUCCACCACGUGACUACCACUACCACUGUGUUUCUACAGAUUUCUCCAUGUGAUCGUUUCUUUCUCUUUUCGUUCACAAAGCUUGUUAUUUUGCAUUUGGAGAAUUAGCGACACCCGGCUCUCAGAGGAGACGCCGGAUGACGAGGUGUCAACUGCUUCAAUCAAGACUCCUUACAGGACUCUGGGGCGUUCGACAUCACAUCUACAGCUGUCUCCUCAUUGGCUGAAAAAGUCUGAAUUACCUGGAGAGUUUUAUUACAAAGAGAAGGAAUUAAAACGGCAUCACCCUUUACAAUAAAAUAAAAUUUUUUUGUAGUUUUGUAAUGUUUCGUCAGAGAACAAAAUGUUUGCUCAGUCGGCCUUUGUAAAAUAUUUGCUAGCAGAAUUACAGUUUUAUUUUUUGUACUAAUGUCUUGAUGCCUUAUUUGGAUCGGCUUCAGUUCUUCUGUGGACAUUUUUUGACGUAUCCUGCACAGCGACAGAGGAAGUGAGGUUCAUGUGACUCUACAUGAGGGAAAGAAGCAACUUUUCAGGUGACGGGACUGAACACGAAACCUCUGACAUGGUGAGCUGGCUCACUCUUAUGAUUGUACACAUUCAAACCUACACAUUCAUUUUAAAGAAGUGGUUUUUUCUAGCUCAGUAAUUUAUUGUGUUAGCGUCUUCGAAAGGGCGUCCAGGUCCUUUAACAACAGCUCUUGUGCUCAUCCUUUUCAAGAACUGGAGUAUUUGCUGCAUUCCCACUGAGAUCCUUGAAAAGAGAAAAUAGACUUUUUUUUUUAUCUUACAGAAAAUGACCUGGAUGUAGAUGUACCUGCUUCUGUUAACAUUGUGUUUAGAAAUGUACAGUAUUGUAGAACCAGUAGGUAAGAUGAGUUAGGACAAGUUUCCCCAUCUGAGGGCAGAGAACUCAUUUCUUCAGCUUUGUGCUUAGAGACAGUGAAAGGCUGACAUCUUGUGGUUGGUUUAGUUCAAGCAUGUCUCUAUCUAGAUGUAGCCAAGGAGAGUAGAAAUGUUGUGAAAGCAGUUUUGAACUUUUAGAUUUCAUCCAAAUUAGAAGAAGAAAAAAAACUGAUUAUAAAAUCUUCUUCCAAUUUAAGGCCAUUAUUUUGAAUUCUGUGAAUAUGUUGCGGCUUUUUAUGACAUUUCACUGUAUUUUAAUGCUAAAACUCCAGAUAAUCUAAACUUUUUGAAUCGUUAUGUAUCAAACUUUAAAUGAAACUCUUUAAAUGAGAUGAAGUUAUAAUAGUGUGACAUUGUUAAGCACUUCACGUCAGAGUGUGUGUGUGGGGGGGGACAGUGUGUUUACUUCUUGGC